AUGCCGGAAGAGGCCGGAUCCUCAACAGGAGGCGGCAGCGGUGGCCAGGCUUCUCGCGGACGAGGCAAUCGAAACAGAGGCCGAGGUGAUCGCAGCGGCCAGAAUAGCCGUGGAGGCGGCGGUCGACGCGGCCGCGGUGGAGGGAAUCGUGGCGGCGUCAAACAAGAUGGCUUGCCCGCAGAGCCCGCCGCGCAAGAUGUCGCUGUCGCUGCUCGUGCUGCCAAGGAAGAGGCCGGUGCCAAUGGCAUCGCAGCCCCGGCUCACAAGGCGACGCAAAAGCUCGACGAUGACGAUGAAGCCGAAGAUGUGUGUUUCAUCUGUGCGAAUCCCGUAGCGCACCACUCCAUUGCCCCCUGCAACCACAAAACCUGCCACAUUUGCGGCCUACGUAUGAGAGCGCUCUACAAGACCAAGGACUGUGCCCAUUGCCGAACCGAGGCUCCAUACGUCAUCUUUACAGAUGAUGCCGACAAGAAAUUCGAAGAGUACACGGCCUCCGAUCUCACUACUAUCGACACUAACAUUGGCAUCAAAUACACCAACGAGGACAUUGUCGGCGACACGGUCCUCCUCCUUCGAUACAAUUGUCCCGAUGCCUCGUGCGACUUUGCCGGCCUCGGCUGGCCCGACCUCCACCGUCACGUCAAGUCGACGCACAAGAAGCGCAUGUGCGAUCUGUGCACGCGCAACAAGAAGGUCUUUACCCACGAGCAUGAACUAUUCACCGACCGUGAGCUCGAGAAGCACAUGCGUCGCGGCGACGAUAAGCCCGGCGCCGCCGACCAGACGGGCUUCAAGGGCCACCCGCUCUGCGGCUUCUGCGGCGAGCGCUUCUACGAUGACGACAAGCUCUACGAGCACUGCCGCAUGAAGCACGAGCGAUGCUUCAUUUGCGACCGCCGUGAUUCACGCAAGCCGCACUACUUUGUCGACUACAACGCCCUUGAAGCGCACUUUAAGAAGGACCACUUUCUCUGCAACGACAGAGAGUGCAUGGAGAAGAAGUUUGUCGUCUUCGAGUCCAAUUUGGACUUGCAGGCGCACAACCUGGCUGAGCACGCCGGCGGCAAAACUGUCGGUCGUGAUGCCAGGACGGUGGACAUGGCAGGCUUCGAUCUGCGGCAGCCGUAUCAAGAGGAACGGCGCGGCGGCGGUGGCGGUGGCGGCGGCGGAGGCAGAGACGGAGAAGGCCGCGCAAGGGGACGAGGUCGCGGAAGGGGUAGAGACCCCAACGAGGACACGGUGCCUGCAGCAUACACGCAACCGCUCCGCCGAGACGAGAUUGCUUUCCAGCGGCAAAUGGCCAUUCACUCGGCCCAGUCAGUCUCCCAGCGCACAUUCGGCGGCCAACUAUCCGCUCCCGCACCAGCAGCCGCUUCUGCCGGCCGCGGCGGCGCCUCGCCACGUAAUGGCAGCUCCGCCAACACUCCCAACGUCCGCCCCGCGGCCGCCAGCCUCACAGAUCCCAUGGACAUGCUCUCCUUAAACGAUCCGGCCAACAUGACGCCCGAGGACCGCGCCCGUCUUGUCCGCCACAGCUCUGUCAUUGAGCGCGCCGCCAACCUCCUCGGCAACGACACCACUAAACUCGCCAACUUCCGCCAGCACAUUUCCUCGUACCAGCGGGGCUCACUCGCCGCGCCGCAGCUCAUUGACGCCCUCUUCACGCUGUUUGCUGAUGUGUCGUCAAAUGCGCUGGGUACCAUGACGCGCGAGGUCGCCGACCUUUUCGAGAACAAAACCAAGGCAGAUAACCUCCGUAAGGCCUGGCAGGAUUGGCGCGCAAUCAACGAGGACUACCCGAGCCUACCGGGUCUGAGCGGCAUGCAGGGCGAGACGUCAAGCUCGAGCGGCUGGGCGCACGCGGCUGCGGCCAAUCCGGCUGCGCCGCAUGGUGCCCCGGCGCAGAAGCACUCCAACCGCGUGCUGAAGCUUAAGAACAGCACGCGCCUCGGCGGCCCAGCACCCGUGACAAGGACUACGCCACCAGGCUGGACGCCGGCGGCGGCCCCUACUUCCCGUGCACCAGCGGCCGCGUCGUUCCCAUCUCUCGCCGCGCCGGCCCCUUCCAGGUCGGGCGGCAGCAGCAGAGCCGCCACCCCCUCGUCGUCCUCGCGGCCGUCGUGGGUUCCGGCGGCGUCUGUCGGGGCUGCUAUGCGCGCGAGCACCCGCGGCGGCGAAGACAAUUUUCCCGCGCUACCGGCCGCGCCCAAACCGACGACGACCAUUUUCGGCUACGGCGGCGGGCGUGGCGUGCGGCGCGACUAUGGCCACGCCGAGUCCAACUUUCAAUGGGGCGGCGCGGCGGCGGAUGCGACACCGGCCGAGGCAGCGGAGGUGGACGAAGGGAAAGGGAAGAAGGGCAAAAAGAAGAAGGUCCUUGUGUCAUGGGGAUAA
Messenger RNA from Akanthomyces muscarius, 2397 nucleotides. RefSeq lists its product as uncharacterized. NCBI's taxonomy places the organism in Eukaryota, Fungi, Ascomycota, Sordariomycetes, Hypocreales, Cordycipitaceae. Gene Ontology annotation, molecular function: ribosome binding; ubiquitin protein ligase activity. The record is from RefSeq and is a predicted model, not a curated record. The transcript is spliced from 2 exons. Gene Ontology annotation, biological process: rescue of stalled cytosolic ribosome; protein ubiquitination. The coding region runs from base 1 to 2397 and encodes 798 amino acids.